This is a messenger RNA of Trypanosoma theileri, 2226 nucleotides long. RefSeq names its product putative serine/threonine protein kinase. NCBI's taxonomy places the organism in Eukaryota, Euglenozoa, Kinetoplastea, Trypanosomatida, Trypanosomatidae. The record is from RefSeq and is a predicted model, not a curated record. Gene Ontology annotation, biological process: protein phosphorylation. The transcript has a single exon. Gene Ontology annotation, molecular function: ATP binding; protein kinase activity. Bases 1 to 2226 code for a protein of 741 amino acids.
AUGAGUUUGGAAAGGAUGGCCCGUUCCAUUGGUUCAAAUCCCGUGCUACUGAAGAAAAAGCAGGAAACUGUGAAUCCCCAUCCGCGAGAGAUCCAACAGCAGUUGUUGCAGCGAUGUGUAUCUCUCUUUCCCUUUUAUUCCCUUCCGCCUGUUCUCAACGGCACUUCCACAGGAAGAAAAGAAAAAGAGAGAGGAACUAUUGAUAGUGGUAGUGGGGAUAAUGGAGAACAUGGGGUGGGAAAGCCGUUACAACAACCGGGAUUCUUACCACCACUAGUGUCUGCACGUGAACCGCUGGAUAUGAGACCUUCUGUUUCUGAGAAAACAGGGGAACCACGAUUACAACUUAUUCGUGUGAUUGGCGAUGGUGUUUCGGGUGUUAUCUUUUUCGCUACGGAAGUUAUGAAUUAUAAACAACUACAGCAAGUUGGACCUUCUUCUGGGAGUAUGGCUAGUCGUAUUGCACAGUUAAGACCAGCUACACUUCAACCAUCUUGUAUUAUUCCAGUGAAUAAUGAUAUUGAAGAACCACGAGAACCACAUCAUGUCGCUAUUAAAUUUAUUGAUCUUGAGGGACAAGAUGAAAUGCGAUGUAUGCGUGCUCUUAGAGAAACAAAAUAUCUUCUCUCUUGCAGUUUCUUUUCCAUUUUGCGGUGUUACCGAGAACGUGUAAAACGUUUAUAUCCAGAUGAAUUACCCAAUAAUGGUAAAAAUCCUAUAAUUGCCGUUGCACUUGAAUUAGAGUAUGCAAAUAAUGGUGAUCUUCGUGCAGAAGUUAAGACUCGUAUUCAACGAAACUUUAGUUUUUUCUUAGAACGUGACGCAUUAUUGAUUUUUUUACAGGUUCUAAUGGCUGUAUAUUAUUUACAUAAACGAGGAAUUAUUCAUCGAGAUAUUAAAUCAUCUAAUGUGUUGUUAUGCAGUAAUGGAUUAGUUAAAUUAGCUGAUUUUGGUCUCAGUAAACACUUAGAAGAGAAUAUUAGUGAAGAAAAUGGUUCUUUUGUAGGUACACCAUAUUAUCUUACACCUGAAGUAUGGUUAAGGAAACCGUACGGGACAAAAGUGGAUAUGUUUUCCUUAGGUGUAUUAUUAUAUGAACUAUUAACGUUAAAACGUCCAUUUGGUGGUAAAGGUAUAGAAGAAAUAAAACAUAAUAUAUUGACUCAAGAUCCUGAUAUUCCUGACUUUGUUCAUCCUGAUGUUGCUCAAAUAAUACGUCUACUACUUGAAAAAGACUCUAAACGUCGUCCUUCAGCACUAGAAGUAUUAUCUUUACCAUUAAUGAGAAUGAUGUUUUCUACAUUUCGGCAAUGUGUUCUUCGUGAUGGUUUCGGUAGAUCUUCUACUUCAUCCUCCGAAGGAAAGUCUAGUAAAAUACGAAGUGAAAGGGUUGAUAAUAAUAAUAAUAAUAAUAAUAAUAAUAAUAAUAACAAUAAUAGCAGCGUGACACGUACACGAGUCUGCACAGAUUCACGUUCUCGUCUUGGAUCAGCUGAACGGCAACAGGUUCUGUUUAAUCUGGAACAAGUACAAAAAGAUAUCCUUAACCAUAUGUUAGAAACCUCUUCUAGAGUAGAAAAUAUAUUGGGAAUGGGGUCCAAAUCAAUUAUUCCUAAUGAAUCUGAAAAUGCGCAAGUUAUCCUAGAUGGAGUUCUUCAAAAAGAGAAUAAUGGUUAUUGGAAAGGACGUUAUUUGUGUCUUCAACGGACAUCACUUGAGAAUUCUUCUAGUUCACAGAAAUCAAGUAAAACUUGUGAUAUUCAUCUUCUUUUGGCUUUGAAAAAAGGAUCUGAUAGGCGUGUUCGCAAAUGCAUGAGUGAGUUUAUUGAUUGUUUCCCUGUACCACAAAGGUAUACUAUGGAUAAGGCACCAUAUGUUUUCACACUGGUCGGUAAAUUGGGAAAUAAGGUGAAUUUUCAAGCAUUCUGUGAAGAAGAACGCCAGAAAUGGGUAAAUGCUUGUUUAGGAUGUAUUGAAUACUACAGAAGUCACGAUGCUUCAAGUGAUACAGAUAAUAGUUCUAGUUUAAGACAAGGCGUUGGAUCUAAUGGUAGUUUCGCAACCCUCCAGACAUGUUCAACCGUAAGCAACAGGAGUACACAUGCGAGGCCAGGAACCCCUGUUUCUAAUCCAACAAGCACACUGAAACGCAAUUUGCCGCCUGUUCCCUGUGGUAGAAUAAACAAAAACCCUAAUGAAACUGUGAUCUCACCCUCAUGCAGUUAG